CCGCGAGCGACGUAUCGCGUGCUCUUACCUUUUUCAACGCUCGAUCGUCACUCGUGCGCGUUGGAAACUUUAUGGUUUUCAUUUGUUUGUUUUUUUAUUUUUCGUUAUCGUUUAUCCAACAAGUGAUGAGCUCGAUGAUGUUUACACAGGAGUUGCAGACGCUAGAAAACUGUUGAUAUAUAGAGGAAGAGAAAAGAAGAUAACUUUGCCGGAUGCUCGUUACCGGCAACUCGCUAUUUAAGAAAUGAUAAGCAUGGAGGCGUCGCCGUCGAGUGGGACGCGAGCUCGGACGGCAUUACUUACCACCUCCGCAACUGGCACUGCUGAAAGGCGCGUUGUCUUUCUACAACAUCAGCAGCAUGAGAAUCGCACUUGGCCACACAACUGGUCUCCACACACGACUGGCAACGAUUAUAAGUCGACGGAGAAUUCGCCUCACACGGAUAACAAAAUAAGGAUAACAAGAACGCAAUCAAAUUGGUCAGACGACGCGGCCAGUACACCCCGUCAAAUCCGUCAGCCAACAACAACCACAGCAGCAGCAGCAGCAACAACAACAACAACAACAACGAGCGAGUUCACGAGUAACAACAACAAAGUAGGCUUAGGUAUGGCUGUGUACGGCUGGCGACGGAGAUGCCUGUACGUGCUAGUGCUAAGCCUUGCUCUCGUCGUCAUUCUCAACCUCGCGCUCACGUUAUGGCUGCUGAAAGUCAUGGAAUUCAGUUUGGAGGGGAUAGGUUCGUUGAAAGUGAUACCUGGAGGUGUUGAGCUACGUGGCCAAGCUGCCGUCCUCGAUUCUUUAGUCGCCUCUAGUCUCAAGUCCAGACGUGGCAAUAGUCUCAGUCUCGAGUCUUGGUCCAACUUCACUGCAUCAGCUCGAGGUGAUAAUGGCCGAUUACUUGCCAGAUUUACGCUCAGCGAAGACAAAAUGGAAUGCGUGUCGAGGGCCUUCAAAAUAACCGAUCCGAACGGCGAAUUACUGUUCUCGGCGACGAACGAGCGUGUGGUCGUUGGUGCCAAGACUCUGAAAAUCACAGGUGUUGGUGGCGCUGUUUUCGACGGCAGUGUUCAAACCCCACUUGUCAAUUCCGAAGCUGGUCGCGACCUGAGGCUAGAGUCGGCAACGCGUUCUCUGGAGAUACGCGCGCCACAGCGAAUAAGCAUCGAGUCGUCGGCGGGUGGAAUAGAAGCCGACUGCCUGUCGCAGUUGCGACUUAGCAGCCGGCAAGGCACCGUCACCCUUGACGCGCGAGCCGUCUUUCUCAAAGGUCUUCUUGCGCCUCACGAGACGUCAUCGUCGUCGAGAAGACGAAUGCCCAGCAACAGAUCCGAUGGUAUUGCCGUUUAUCAGUUGUGUGCCUGUGGCGAUGGCAAACUCUUUCUCGCCCCUCCCGACGGUGUCUGCCAAGCUGACAAGACUGUCUGCUAAUAGAUAGUUUUUUUCUUAGUUUCCUUUUUCGCGAUUUAUUCCUUGCCUGAAGGGGACGAGCUGUGCGACGGCUGACUUUGUAUACGGUAGACUAUUAGACGCUGGGAUCAACGAAUUUUCAAAAUUUAAUCGGAGCGACAUUCCCUGGAGAAUGAAAAUCGAAACCAUUGCAAUUCAGCGACUCGUUAUCCCUGAGCAGCCUAAAAAGACUUGAAUUUUUGCGUCAAUUAUGCAUAGUUGUAAUUGAGUUUUGGCGCGCAGUUCACGUGAUUACCUCUCACAGUCAACGCGGAUUAUGAUUCUUACGUCGCGCCAAGAGACUUGCUAUGCCGACAAACUAUUAUCAUUAUCUUUGUAUAAAUAGAGCCGUGUUUGUAGUUGGUGCUUCGAUUUCAAGAGUAAUACCGGAAAGGGAUGACGGAGACUGAUUCGAACGACAUGCCGCCUGCGUCGUUUGUACUUCCGAUCGAUAUCUUCUAUGAAAAUUAUUAUUAUUACGUGAAUUUAUCACGAAAACGACAGGAGAUGAUAUUUUUUCAUCUUCGGAAUCUUCCAUGUUCAUUUUUUAAUAUAUUGGUUCCUACGUCAUCAUUGUCACUGGUAUUAUGCACUUGUUAUCAUUUAUUACGAGAUUCGAUUAUUCGUAUCCAUGCAAUAAGCAAAAUGACGUCUACUCUACAUUAGUUGCAAUAACUAUACGAAUGCAAAGUGUACAUGUAAUUCGAUGCGAGAAUAUUUUUAUGGUUAUAUUGUUUGAAUGAAAUCCUGAGGGAUGAAAAAUUAGUGAAUUCGAUGUUGAACGAAAGGAAUUAGUAAGUUAUUUUAGUUGCUACUUAUCGUGUUCUAGAAAAUAGCCACGCAAUUUACGUAGAUUCGUAACGUUUUUAUUUGUAUGAGACAUGUAGUAUAGUAAGAUCAAUUUUGUAGGAUCAAAAUUUAAUAUCUACUAUUUUAUUUGAUGUUGACUAAUGUCUAAAUUAGAGUUUAUAACGCGUAAUUACUCGAUAAUGAGAAGUUUAUAUAUAUUUUUUGCUGAGCUUGUAAAUAUUGAAUGUGUACAACACUUGUGUUUUCAAAUGAAACAAACCAUAUAGCAAUUUUACAUUUGAUUUAUUGAUUUGCUAUUCUGUAAAUAAAAAAAGCGAAAUGAUUUGACUGCAGUCGUGUCAAUCAAUUAUUCAAUAUUUUAAAAACAGUAAACGGCACGAUUUUUCCAAAAAUGUCUACGUACCUUAAAAAAAAACGCACACAAAAAAUAUACACAGCGAUAGUGGCAGAGAGUGGAACUUGCCACGAAUGAAAUUUCAUUGAAAGCUCUGGAAAAAACGAAGAAAAUCCUGUCGCAUCGAAUAUCGUCGACCUAAAAAUAAAACUGAAACCGAUACCCGAAAUAAAACGUUUCGCGUCGAAAAAUGAACCCAUUCCCUCAAACAAAAAAAAUAAAAGAGAGUCAGCUAGGUAAUCCAUACUCUGAGUUCAACAAAAAAGAAAUAAAUAUAUAAAUAAGAUCGCCUAUGUAUUGCAUUGGCAUUGGGUUUAUUUUUCGACGAUUGAUACUAUAUUUGUGAAAAAUGAAAGUUAAGGCGUCGCAUGAUACGAUGCGUGCAAUUGUGUAUGUAGCAAAUGUCGCCAGCGCCACGCGCGAUGUAUAUCUUGUAUAUCAAU
Molecule: messenger RNA, 3097 nt
Organism: Phymastichus coffea
Lineage: Eukaryota; Metazoa; Arthropoda; Insecta; Hymenoptera; Eulophidae
Gene: Scgdelta
Product: delta-sarcoglycan
Exons: 8
Coding region: 245-1432 (395 amino acids)
Biological process (GO): cardiac muscle tissue development; heart contraction
Cellular component (GO): sarcoglycan complex; sarcolemma
Source: RefSeq, a predicted model, not a curated record